Salvia miltiorrhiza (redroot sage) is the source of this 587-nucleotide messenger RNA. RefSeq lists its product as uncharacterized. The record is from RefSeq and is a predicted model, not a curated record. NCBI's taxonomy places the organism in Eukaryota, Viridiplantae, Streptophyta, Magnoliopsida, Lamiales, Lamiaceae. The coding region runs from base 120 to 587 and encodes 155 amino acids. The transcript is spliced from 2 exons. Gene Ontology annotation, molecular function: zinc ion binding.
GGGUUCUUCAUGAAAUCGAUGGAAUUGGAGAGAUUCAUGAGCGAAUCGGUGUAGAAGAAUAGUCCGCAUGCUUGUAAAGGAGUUUUCGACCUAAAAAAUAGGGAUAUUGAUUCGUAGCAAUGUCGUCUGCUUCCUCUUCCUCAAAUUCGAGCUUCAAUCGCGGAGUUUCUCAGGAGGUUGUUUGUGUUCAUGAAAUUGCAGCUACAAUUAACACCUCCCAUACUGAAAAGAAUCCUGAGAGGCGAUUCUAUUGUUGUAGUCGAACAAAGGCUGAAAAAUGUGGAUUUUGGAGAUGGAAGGAUCCAGAGCUUAGUUCGUACUAUAAGAUGUGCAUGAACAAGCUAAUUCUUCAACGAGACAAAGUGUCCGAGGAGCUGAAAUUAUGCAAGUUUAUGGGAGAGAUGCAAGCUGAAAAAUAUGAAGAUUUGAUGACACUGUAUGAAGUGAAAUGUGCAGAUGUAGAAGAAAUGAAGAUUGUGAUGAAGGAGCAAGAGCUUGAAAUUAGUAAUCUGAAGUGGAAACUUAGGAUUACCAAAUUGUUGUUAGUCUUAAUUGUUGGUGUUUUGGCAAUGAAUCACUUUCUGUGA